CCCGCUGGGGUUCCGCACUGGGCGUUUCCUGAGUCUGAGGGUUGCUGCGGCGGGUAGCCGCACUCGAAAAGGUAUAUACUCGCUGGCCUUCGGGAUGCUCGCUGUCUUCCGGAAGAUGACGGCUUCUUGCGUGACUCGAACGAUACCUCCCCGCCGCCGCGAGAGUCCCUUUUCUUCUUGGAGCUUCGUUGGGAUCCUUUUGGUGGCCCCAAUGCUCCUGUUACCCUCAACCACCGAUGCCUGUGAUGCCCCACCGAGAUUCAACACUAUGAAAAUCAAGGGUAAUCCUCCAACCUCUUAUAAUCCUGGGGACAAAGUAGAAUAUGAAUGUCGCCUAGGAUUCAGGAUUAUUGUUCCUCCUCUUCCCACCUCGACUGUUUGUCAGGCUGAUAACACGUGGACACCAACUCUCCAGGAGGCUUGUACAAGAAAAUCAUGUCCACAACCACCAGAUCCCAUAAAUGGACAAAAAGAGGGAUCUUUUGAGUAUGGUUCAGAGCUUCGCUUUUCUUGUAAUGAGGGUUAUUACUUACUUGGAAGCCCAGUUCUACGUUGUGAAAUUUCUUCUGGGAAUACCGUGGCUUGGAAUGAUGAGCCCCCACGUUGUGAAAAGAUUUUGUGUCAACCACCUAAACAAAUAGCAAAUGGAACAUACUCCAAUAGCCACAAGGAUACCUUUGAAUAUAGUGAAGUAGUCACUUAUAGUUGUAAUCCUUCAAGUGGACCAGAUAAAUAUUCACUUAUUGGAGAGAGCAAACUGAUUUGUAUCGGGCAAAACAAAUGGAGUAGUGACCCUCCUGAGUGUAAAGUGGUCAGAUGUCCAUAUCUAACACUGACGAAUGGAGUACUGGUGUCAGGAUUUGCAAACAAAUAUUACUACAAAGCAGAGGUUGAACUUGCUUGCAAUCAGGGCUUUUCCCUUGAAGGCAGCCGCACAAUUGUCUGUGGAGCUAAUGGAACUUGGGAGCCUGCGAUUCCAAAAUGUGUUCCAGUGUUGGCUCCUCCCAGUACCAAACCUCCGAUUUUGAGUACUUCAGGUUUAACAUCUACUUCUUUCAGCACAAAACCUCCAACUUCCAGUGUCCCAGGUGUCAAGCCUAUUCAUCCAACAGAAUCUGCAGUUCCAAAUAGUCCAGGGCAUCCCACUCCCACUGGUGAACCACCGUCUACAGCAUUAGGUGCCGGAAUGAUCAUCCUGAUUGUUAUCUGUGUUUUAGGUGGUUGCAGCUUAGUAAUUUUCAUCAUUUUCGUGUUCCUUAAGAAGAAGAAGAAAGGCACCUACCUAACUGGUGAGAGCCACAAAGAAGUAAAAUUUAUUUCUCUCUGAGAAGAAGAGAUGAGAGAGAGGUUUGCUUUUAUCAUUAAAAGGAAAUCAGAAGUUUCUGCUUCAUACAGCACUUGCCAGAACAUAUUACAGACUCCGGCAGAGCCAACCCUAUGAAUGGUUCCAAAAACUGGUGUAAACUUUUUGCUCUGAUAAACGUUGAGAUCCACAGUAAAUUCAUAUGGCUACUGUGCAAAACAGUAUGUUAGUUCCUCAAAAAUUAAAAAUAGAGUUACCUAUGACCCAGCAGUUCCACUUAAGGAUAUAUAUUUGAAUGAAGUGAAGUUACUAUGAGGAAGAGAUGUCUGCCCCUCCUGGUUCGCUGCAGCAUUAUUUACAACAGCCAAGACAUGGAAACCUUCUAAAUGUCCAUCGAGGGAUCAGUGGAUAAAGAAAAUGUAUACGCGUACAGUGAAAUACUAUUAUCAUUGAAAAGGAGAUCUCGACAUUUGCAACAACAUGGAUUCAGGGCAUUUUGCUAAGUGACAAAUACCUUGUGAUCUU
Messenger RNA from Molossus molossus (Pallas's mastiff bat), 1828 nucleotides. RefSeq names its product membrane cofactor protein-like. Bases 95 to 1327 code for a protein of 410 amino acids. The transcript has 14 exons. Gene Ontology annotation, biological process: negative regulation of complement activation, classical pathway. Lineage: Eukaryota; Metazoa; Chordata; Mammalia; Chiroptera; Molossidae. The record is from RefSeq and is a predicted model, not a curated record. Gene Ontology annotation, cellular component: cell surface.